Molecule: messenger RNA, 535 nt
Organism: Linum trigynum
Lineage: Eukaryota; Viridiplantae; Streptophyta; Magnoliopsida; Malpighiales; Linaceae
Source: the annotation of a GenBank genome assembly
CAAUAGUAGUAGCUUCACCUAAAACUACAUCAAAGGUGAAUCAGCGAGCAAGCAACAAAGUCGGAGUCAUUUUGGUCGCGUGGUAGCCGGUUACAGAUAAGAAAACGGAAGUAAUUGGCGCGUGGGCGUCACUACUGGACUUCCGCCAUUAAUCCUUUCGAAACUCCAUGGCACCAGUAGCAGCAGCUCCUUCACAAACUUCACUUGCCUUUCUACUUCAUCUCUACCUCUUGCUUUCCCCUGCAGCUGUGAUCACUUUCCACAAACCCAAAGUCGACCCAACCGACGCCUCCAUACUCUGCAACGGCGGCGCCAACGCAAGCUCCGACACCAUCAAAUUGACUAAUGCCCACUACGGGAUCGAAGUCAGCCGCGUCUUUUACGCCGACGACAUCCCGCUCUGGAGUUCGGCCACCGGGAAACUCUCUGAUUUCACCACCCGCUACUCGUUCUCCAUCGACCCCGGGAGCGGCUACCCAUCCGGCGUCGCCUUCUUCCUCGCGCCUUAGGGUUCCAGGCGCCUGAAAAUUCCGCC